GCGCCGGAACUGCUCCGUGAUUGACGGCGUUGAGGGACGGAAACGUAAUGAAGUUAGGGUGAAGCGUAUCAUAGUGAGAACCAGCGCCCUGUGUAGCUUUGUAGUCUAUUGACGCCUUGUGUAGUGUGAGCCUGAUACAAACCAAUCAUGGUCAGAAAAGAUCCAAAUAAGCCUCGGGGCAAAAUGUCCUCGUAUGCCUAUUUUGUGCAGACUUGUCGUGAGGAGCACAAGAAGAAACAUCCGGAAGCCAGUGUCAACUUUUCAGAGUUUUCAAAGAAGUGUUCUGAAAGAUGGAGGACCAUGUCAAACAAAGAGAAGGCAAAGUUUGAAGACCUGGCCAAGAGUGACAGGGCCCGUUAUGAUCGGGAGAUGAAGAAUUAUGUUCCUCAAAAGGGGGACAAGAAAAAGAAGAAGGAUCCAAAUGCUCCCAAGAGACCACCGUCAGCAUUUUUCAUUUUCUGCUCUGACAAACGUCCAAAGAUCAAGAGUGAAUCUCCUGGAAUGUCCAUUGGUGAUGUUGCAAAGAAACUGGGAGAGAUGUGGUCCACAGUGCAACCCAAGGAUAAGCAAACAUACGAGCAAAAGGCAUCCAAAUUAAAGGAGAAGUAUGAAAAGGAAGUUGCAGCAUAUCGUGCCAAAUGCAAGAAUGAUGCUAGUAAGAAACCUGCUGCCAAACCAGCUCAGGCUGCGAAGAAGAAGAAGGAGGAGGAAGAGGAGGACGACGAUGAGGAGGAAGAAGAAGAGGAGGAGGAGGAAGAAGAGGAAGAAGAAGAUGAUGAGGAUGAUGAUUAAAUAGCAACAGAUGUAAAAAAAAUCUUUGUCUAAGCUUGAUCUAUUUUUCUUUGCAAGGACAGGAAAUGUGAACUCAUUUGUAAUUUGGAUCAAUGGCUUAGGUGUAAAGAAACUGUACAAAACUGUGUAUAGUUAGUGUUGUAUUUUUACACUGUGUAGCCAGGCCCUGUAUUGUUUUAAUUGUAAGUAGCUGAUUUUUUUAAGGCACUGCCUUUCAAGAAGAAAGGGACUCCAGAGUCAUGGAAUGUUAUUGCCUAUUUAAUGUUUUGUGUGAAAAUUUUCAAUGACAAAAGUAGAAAUUUUUCUUUGUCAUGCAGUUAAUACCAAUUUUUUGCCAAUUUUUCUUUGUAGAUCUUCCGUCACUACAUGUGAUUGCUAACUUCUCAUGGUUAGAUCAUGAUAAGAAUCAAUACUUUUUUAAUAAAACUGAAACAAUAACUUGUGGUUUCACAUUCAGAUUUUAAUGUCAAGAAUAAAUCAUCUGAAGUAUCAGGGAUAUAAUGGCAACUACAAAUGAGGCAUUCCUGACCGGAGAGUUUGAGAUCUGUGUGUACGUCUUUACUUUCAUGCUGGAACAAUGUGCUUGGUGUUUGGAGUUAAGUAUAUUCUUUCUAAUACAA
Messenger RNA from Hypanus sabinus (Atlantic stingray), 1412 nucleotides. It is a transcript of the gene hmgb2a, whose product is annotated as high mobility group box 2a. Bases 148 to 792 code for a protein of 214 amino acids. The transcript has 5 exons. The record is from RefSeq and is a predicted model, not a curated record. Gene Ontology annotation, molecular function: DNA binding, bending. Gene Ontology annotation, biological process: regulation of transcription by RNA polymerase II. NCBI's taxonomy places the organism in Eukaryota, Metazoa, Chordata, Chondrichthyes, Myliobatiformes, Dasyatidae.